GCUUUGGUGGCUCGGCGCGCCAUUCUGCCAACAAGCUGCCGCAGACCCGUGCUCGAGUGCACACACGCAAUAACGCACCCUCGACUGUGGCGACAGGCGCUUUCAAGGGCUUCGGCGAAGCUCCGGCCAAGCCGAGUCCCAAGUCGAAGCCAGUGCCGGCGCCAAAAGCGCCUAAAGGCUGCCGGUCGGUCUUAGUGGCCGGGAAAGAUGGGAGCCAGUGGCAGGUGCUAAUUGGCAAAAGUGCCGCAGACAACGACCGGCUCUCCCUUGAUCUCGGACGAGCUGAUGAGGUGUGGAUGCAUGCUGCGCACGUCCCCGGCGCCCACGUGGUGAUUCGUGCGGUCUCCACUCAGGGCAGACCGCCUAACGAUGUCGUUACGAAGGCGGCUUCUCUUUGUGCCUUCUACUCAAAGGCAAAAGCCGCUGGCACUGUCGAGGUUCAUGUGACCACCUGCGGAAAAGUGAGCAAGAUCCCAGGUUCUCCUCCUGGUCAGGUACUUCUCAUGCCUGGGUGGAGCUCA
Symbiodinium pilosum is the source of this 521-nucleotide messenger RNA. NCBI's taxonomy places the organism in Eukaryota, Dinophyceae, Suessiales, Symbiodiniaceae. The record is from the annotation of a GenBank genome assembly.